AUGGAUGUUCGAUCACUGCUUCUAUUCUCUGCACUUCUUCGAGUCCUUUUAAUUAUAUACGGAGAAUGGCAAGAUGCCCAUAUGGAGGUUAGAUAUACAGAUGUCGAUUACCUUGUCUUUUCUGAUGCUGCUUCUUUAGUGGCGUCUGGAAAGUCCCCUUAUCAAAGAUCUACCUAUCGCUACUCACCUUUGCUUGCAUUUCUGCUGGUGCCCAACUCAAUUAUUCAUCCUUCAUGGGGAAAAUUUCUAUUCUCUGCUUCAGAUUUACUUGUGGGUUUAUUCAUCCACACCAUUUUGGAGCUACGUAAGGUGCCUGAGAACCUGUGCACUUGUGCUUUAAUGGUAUGGCUCUUCAAUCCAUUUACCUUCAGCAUUGGAACUCGUGGGAACUGUGAGCCCAUUGUUUGUGCCAUGAUUUUGUGGAUCAUUAUCUGUCUAAUGAAUGGCAAGGUGUUACAAGCUGCAUUUUGGUAUGGGCUUGUUGUCCACUUUAGAAUCUAUCCUAUUAUAUAUUCAAUUCCUAUAAUCCUAGUCCUUGAUCCACAUUGCUUCCUGUAUGGAUUGAAACCUGCCCUUUCAAGUUGGGUUGGCCAAGGGAACUCAACCCAAAGUAUUCCUAGUACAGCAGUGCCUGAGUCUUGUGGUAUAUGGAUUGCUUUGACUAGCAUGUUUACAAGAGCAAGAAUUAUGUUUGGGCUGAUCUCUGGGGCUGUCUUCUUCGCUUUUACUGGCCUUUUCUUCUAUCUGUAUAGAUGGGAAUUCUUGCAUGAAGCACUGCUCUACCAUCUUACUCGCACUGACCCCAGACAUAAUUUUUCCAUAUAUUUCUAUCACAUCUAUCUCCACUAUGAACAUGAGUUUUCGGUGGUUGAAAGGCUCAUCUCAUUUUUACCUCAAUUUCUCGUCCAGCUAGUUCUCAUCGUCUGCUUUGCACAGGAUCUCCCAUUCUGUUUCUUUGCCCAGACAGUGGCAUUUGUGGCAUUCAAUAAGGUGAUCACAGCACAGUACUUCGUAUGGUUCUUCUGCCUGUUGCCUUUGAUACUACCAUGGAGCAACAUGAAACUUAAGUGGACAGGGUUGAGUUGCAUCUUGUUAUGGAUGGGAACUCAAACCCAUUGGUUGAUGUGGGGUUACCUGCUUGAAUUCAAGGGCAAGAAUGUGUUCUUGGAGCUUUGGAUUGCUAGCAUAUUGUUCUUGGCUGCUAAUACUUUUGUCCUGAUCAAGAUUAUCCGCUACCACACAUACUCCUCAUUAUUCCAAAGGUUAGAGUUUUCAAGUUCUGACAAUGACCUGAAAGAGGGAAAGAAAUCUAAUUAACACGGGAAUCUGAAUUGUUGCAGUAGUAGGUAGUAUCAUGGUGUUACUGAUUUUGAUUUGUAAUGUUUAUUAACCUUUCCACUGAAUUUUACAUCUUUGAUAGGCUUUAUGACGGGCAUCAUCCAUCCUGAAUCAUAAUUGUCUUUGUUAAAA
Vitis vinifera (wine grape) is the source of this 1470-nucleotide messenger RNA. Its product is annotated as GPI mannosyltransferase 1. Gene Ontology annotation, biological process: GPI anchor biosynthetic process. The transcript has 4 exons. Lineage: Eukaryota; Viridiplantae; Streptophyta; Magnoliopsida; Vitales; Vitaceae. Bases 1 to 1317 code for a protein of 438 amino acids. Gene Ontology annotation, cellular component: membrane; glycosylphosphatidylinositol-mannosyltransferase I complex. Gene Ontology annotation, molecular function: alpha-1,4-mannosyltransferase activity; GPI mannosyltransferase activity. The record is from RefSeq and is a predicted model, not a curated record.